Messenger RNA from Endocarpon pusillum Z07020, 1557 nucleotides. RefSeq lists its product as uncharacterized. Lineage: Eukaryota; Fungi; Ascomycota; Eurotiomycetes; Verrucariales; Verrucariaceae. The coding region runs from base 1 to 1557 and encodes 518 amino acids. The record is from RefSeq and is a predicted model, not a curated record. The transcript is spliced from 3 exons.
AUGAAGUUCUCUCUAUCCAGCUUGCUAUUGCUUGCGCUCGCGACAAGCGAAAUCGCUGUUGCUAGCACCUGGUUCUCCAAAGCUGCAUACAACAAAUGGCACGAGACCGAGCUUGAACGCUGGCUCUCCGACCAUGAUGUCCCUUAUCCGACACAAGCUGAUCGGAAAGAGCUCGAGAAUUUGGUCAAGAGCAACUGGGAUUCCAAGAUCCAACAGCCGGUUGCAAAAUCCAGUGAUUCAACUUCUAACUCCUUGGACAGCGUCAAGGACUGGAUUUUUGACAGCUGGACUGAGAGCCGUCUCAAAUCAUUCUUGGAUCACCAUGGUGUUCCUCUUCCUCCCCAACCACGCACUCGUGACUCGCUCUUGACCACUGCUCGUCAGAACUACGAUACUAUUGCAAAGAAGGCUGGCGAAUACGCUGCUUAUCCUGGUGAUUGGCUAUACAGCACCUGGAGUGAUUCUGAGCUCAAAGAGUACCUGGACGAGCAUGGAAUUCCCGUCCCUCAACCAAGUACGCGUGACAAACUCAUCGCAUCAGUCCGCCGUAAUGCACACCUUGCUUCCGCAAACAUGGCCAAGAACGCCAAGGCAGCAUCAUCUUCUGCUACAGCUGCACAGGAGUCAUUGUCCGAUGCUCUCUUCGAUGCCUGGUCUGACAGCAAACUGAAGGAGUUCCUCGACAAGAACAACAUUCCUGUCCCACAAGGCUCGCGACGAAAUGAGUUGCUCGCCCUUGCACGCAAGAAUCGAGCUCACUUGACUGGCGAGAGUGUCACUGCAUCUGCAGCCUCUGCAUUUGGUGCUGCGACUUCCAAAGCCGGCAAUGUCGUUUCUCAAGCUACAGACUCUGCAUCUGAGACCGCCGACGAAGGUUUUGAAAAAGCUAUUGGGACUUGGUCUGACUCGCGUCUUAAAGCUUUCCUGGACAGCCGUGGCGUACCGGUUCCACAGGGUGGCAAGCGUGACGAUCUUCUCUCCCAGGUCCGACUAAGCAAGCACAAGGCCGCUACCGGAUACUCCGCUUGGACGUUUGAUACCUGGAGCAUCGACAACUUGAAAAAGUAUUUGUCCACCAACACCAAGAAGGCGCAUAAGAACACCGAGGCCACCAGAGACGAGCUUGUUAAGCAAGCACAGGAUGCUUAUGCAAGCGCAUCUAAAUCCGGCGGCAGUUCGUAUGCCAGUGUUACCUCUUACCUCGCUUCCGCAACCGAUGCUGCCAAAGACACAACCUUUGACACCUGGUCCCAGAGUGAUCUCAAGUCUUAUCUCGACACCUACGGCAUCCCUACUUACCAGGGCUCGACUCUGAAUGAGCUUAAGGCUCAAGCCAAGAAGCAAUCGACGUACUUCCGUUACGGAACAAGCACGCCGCAAGCAUCGAUCUUUGAGCGUAUGAAGGGUGGUGUGUCUUGGAUGAUGCAGCAGCUGAAGCUUGGUGCUACUCAGGGUCGUGUGGAGGGUGAGAAAGUAGCUGCUGGAGCUAGCAGUGCAGCUCGAACUGCUUCUGCUAAGGCUUCUGCCAGCACUGCUAGCAUGAAGGGCGAACUGUGA